UAAAAACUAUUAGGCAGGGGAUUGGCUGUUGGCGGCAUUGCCUCUAAGCUCGUGUGCGGCAGCGGAGUCGGCAGAGGUUGCAGCGAGAGAGUUUGGCGCGAUGUCUCACACCAUUUUGCUGGUACAGCCUACUAAGAGGCCAGAAGGCAGAACUUAUGCUGACUAUGAAUCUGUGAAUGAGUGCAUGGAAGGUGUUUGUAAAAUGUAUGAAGAACAGGGCCUCCCCGAACAUCUGAAGAGAAUGAAUCCCAACAGUCCUUCUAUCACAUAUGAUAUCAGUCAAUUGUUUGAUUUUAUUGGUGAUUUGGCAGACCUCAGCUGCCUUGUUUACCGAGCUGAUACUCAGACAUACCAGCCUUAUAACAAAGACUGGAUUAAAGAGAAGAUCUACGUGCUUCUUCGUGGGCAGGCCCAACAGGCUGGGAAAUAGUUGCGCUGGAAGCAUUUGGGGGAUGGGGGUGGGCUUGGAACACAGGUGUGUACAGCGUGCUGUAGUGGAAGUUUUGUAUUAUAGUAAUCCUGUUUCCAUUUUGGUACAUUCUAGCCAGGAUUGAAUGUAUUAGAUGAAAUGCGAGGAUCUUGUUCAAUCUGAAACCCCCAUUGCCUGCCUCCUUCCCAUCCCCUUUUUUUACUUAAACAUUUUUAUGAUGUUUUAGAUGGAGGUUGUUCUUUGUCAGUUAAUGUUGGUUGCAGUCCUUCAAACUGUUCAUAUCUGCUUAUUAAUAUUCACUGUACUAACCAUUGGGGGGAGGUGAUCGGGGGGUGACACUUCAGUUAUGUCCUCAAGAUAAAGUCUUAGUGAAAAACAAAUAAAUGUUCUUUAGUUAUAAAAAAAAA
Messenger RNA from Talpa occidentalis (Iberian mole), 837 nucleotides. RefSeq names its product enhancer of rudimentary homolog. The record is from RefSeq and is a predicted model, not a curated record. The transcript has 2 exons. NCBI's taxonomy places the organism in Eukaryota, Metazoa, Chordata, Mammalia, Eulipotyphla, Talpidae. The coding region runs from base 101 to 430 and encodes 109 amino acids.